GCAUGGGUUGUUAGAUCGUUCAGCCCGUGACUCCGUGAGCUGUCCCAUCACUUGUUGCUACGAGGAGUCUUGUGACGGUGUAGCUGGAGGAGUUACGAAUAGAGUUGUCAGACUCGAUCAUUGGCGAAGAGAAUAAAGCAGGAUCGCUGCCCUCCGGGUGGCUCAUCCGCUAGGCAACGGUAGGACGCCACCCUCCGCGAGGCUCCACAUUGUCUCACUGUCAGUCCCUAAAACAACUUCUUCCUUCAAUAGUUCAUUAACGGUGUAUGUGGGUUUGAUGAAAAUAAAAUGAAUCAAGAAACACCACAUGCAAGAAAUACCUGUAGAAAUGGUGAACCAGAAGGAAGUGAGGACCUCUUGCCCAAGAAAGCCCACAGGAAAGUGACUGCAAUUGUCGUCGGUGCAGGUAAUAGAGGAAAAAACUAUGCCAGAUAUGCAGAAGAUUUCCCUCACCUGUUCCAAGUGGUGGCAGUAGCAGAGCCAAGAACACAAGCUCGAGAAUUUGUAAAAAAUAAACACUCCUUAUCCCAGGACCGAUGCUUUGAUAGCUGGGAGUUUCUGGUUGAAAAGUCUAAACUAGCUGAUUGUGCAAUUAUUGCCACUCAAGAUCAACAACAUCUUCAACCUACAGUUGCACUUGCGAAGAAAGGAUACCACAUUUUACUGGAAAAACCAAUGGCAGUGACGGAAGAAGACUGUCGUGCCAUUUAUGAUGCUUGCAGGGACGCUGGGGUUAUAUUGGCUGUGUGUCAUGUAUUAAGAUACCAUCCACCUGCCAGAAAGCUGAAGGAGUUAAUUGAAUCAGGAGUAAUUGGAGAUGUUGUCAACAUCAACCACACUGAACCUGUUGGGUUCUGGCAUUUUGCUCAUUCUUUUGUCAGAGGAAAUUGGGCCAAUUCAAAGAGAAGCACAUUUUCACUGCUGGCUAAGUGUUGCCAUGAUGUUGAUCUCAUUGCAUAUUGGAUGGGAAACAAGAAAUGUGUUAACCUCUCCUCCUUUGGUUCAUUACAUCAUUUCAGAAAGGAAAAAAAACCAGAGGGAGCUGGAGACCGUUGUCUACAGUGCCCAGUAGAGGCUUCCUGCGCUUACUCUGCCAAGAAGAUCUAUCUAGAUCCUGCACCCAGUAAGCCACGCUGGCCUAUGAGUGUUGUGUGUGACAUUGAGGAUCCGCCUGAGGGCUAUUUGGGCAAAUUAAAAGAAGCUAUUGAAACUGGUCCUUAUGGAAAUUGUGUUUACAACACUGACAAUGAUGUUUGUGACAAUCAGAUUGUCAAUUUUGAAUUUAGUGAUGGGGCAACAGCAACACUAACAAUGGUAGCCUUCACCCAGCAACUGUGUGCCAGAAAAACAGAAGUGUAUGGCACUCAGGGACAGCUGGUGUGGGAUGAGUCCAAGGGACAUAUUGUCCAGCAAUUUGACUUCUUAUCCCAAGCAUCAACAGUUCAUCAGUGUAAAGAGAGCUUCAGAGCCCCUCCUGGGUGGGGUCACGGUGGGGCAGAUUUUUUCUUAAUUGAAGCAUUUGCAAAAGCGGUGGCAGAAGGUGAUAAAGCGUAUGUCUUAUCAGGCCCAAGUGUAUCUUUGGAAACGCACCUUUUGACAUUUGCUGCAGAACAUUCAAGGCUGACAGGCCGUGUUGUGAGGCCCAGUGAGGAUCCUCGAUGGAUGGUGUAGUAUUUGAAGGAUGGGAGAGAGAAAAGUGCAGAAGAGAAGAUGAUCGAAGGAGUCAUGGAGUUAUAUUACCAAAGUUUUCAAACAGUUCAGUAGAAGAAUGAUAAUUCAUUCUACGGUAUAUAGUGAGAAAGAUGGUCUGAAAUAUGUGAUCUUCCAAAGCUUCGUAGUAUUUUCCCCAUAGGUAUAGGUACAAAAUAUUUUUUGUUUAAAUUUUAUGGAGCCUUUUUGGGUUAAAUCUAUAUACUGUAUAUAUAUAUA
This is a messenger RNA of Homarus americanus (American lobster), 1929 nucleotides long. RefSeq lists its product as uncharacterized. Gene Ontology annotation, molecular function: nucleotide binding. The transcript has 13 exons. The record is from RefSeq and is a predicted model, not a curated record. Lineage: Eukaryota; Metazoa; Arthropoda; Malacostraca; Decapoda; Nephropidae. The coding region runs from base 289 to 1671 and encodes 460 amino acids.